GCCGCCUGUUAUUUCAUCGGGCGACAACAUGCUCCCUGGCUGAAAUUAGACCUCCGCCGCUGUAUCUUUGAUUAUAUGAAGUGUGUUCGUCACAUCGCUGCUGAGUUACUGAAACCCAGAGGCGCUCACAGCUCAGCCGCGGCUCGUUCACCCGGAGCAGACAUGUGUAAAGAGCUGAAGACCAAAGUGCUGAAUCUGUUAGCGCCGACCUCCAAUGAGCCGAGUGUUCGUCAGGAGGGCCACACAGAUGGUGCUGAAAUCCUGAGUUGCACGGUGAAGGCUCUGAGGGAGGGUCAUGUGGUCGCUGUGCCCACAGACACCAUCUACGGCCUGGCGUGUCUGGCCCAGAACUCUGAAGCCGUGAAAAAAAUCUAUGAAAUCAAAGAACGAAAUGGACACAAACCGCUGGCCAUCAGUGUGGGAGAAAUCCAGGAUAUCUACAAGUACUGUAAGGUGAAGGUGAAGGAGGCGCUGUUGGCUGACCUGCUGCCUGGUCCCGUCACUCUGGUGUUUGAGAGAUCUGAAGCACUGAACACAGACCUGAACCCCUUCACUCCACUUGUAGGCGUACGUAUCCCAGACCAUGACUUCAUGAGACGUCUCUGCCAAAUGUGUGCAGAACCACUCGCACUUACCAGCGCCAACGUCAGCUCACACACCAGCACCGUGGCUGUACAUGAGUUUCAGGAGCUCUGGCCAAACCUAGCAGUGGUGGUGGACGGCGGACCGAUUGGAGACAACAGCCGCCUCGGAUCAACAGUGGUCGACCUAUCAGUGCUCGGCAAAUACCGCAUCAUCAGACCCGGCUGUGCCCUUUCUUCUACGGUUGAUGUGCUGGAGCACAAAUACGGACUGUCAGAGGACUCUGGGGAAAAAUGACCUUUGAACUCUCCACAACACACGCUGAGACGCACAACCAGCUUUGACCCCGAGGCUUCUUCAGAAAAGAUGAAUCCUUUUCAUGUUCACACGGAAGUCUUUCCGGGGAGGAUGAGAACUCAGGAACAACUGGAUGGCAGAUAAUGUUCUGGUGGCUGCUUUAAGGUCUGGAGUAAGUUUUACCUUUUGAUAACCAUAUUUUGUGCCUUACUGUGUCUGCUAUCAUGGGAUUAUGUGGGAUCUCAACAUAGAACAGGUCACCUAUACAGUAUGGGAUUCUUUUUUUUAAUUUUAUUUUUUGCAUAAAAUUAAAACUAUGUAUCUUUUGUAUCAUCAAAACAGGUGGUUUAACUGAUAUGAAUGGUUUGAGUUUUUAUUUUAAUAUUUCUAUAAUGGUAAGAGGUGAUGAAGACUCCUUUUUUAUGUCCUGAAUAGUUAUUUGUGAUACGAGGUGGGAGGAACUCUUGAGAAUUGCAUUGACUAUAGAUUAAGCCUGUUGAAUCCAGAACUAUUUUUUACUAACUUAUGAAUCCUCUGUAUUUAUUUGAUCCGCAUGUCAGUUUAACAGCGUCAGGCUCACUCUACAGUUUGUCAGCAACUACAGUCACAAUAACUGUUUUAUGUUGUAGUUUAAAGGGACAGUUCACCCCAAAAUAAAAUUUAGAUAUUUUUCCAUUUACUUGUAGUGCUGUUUAUCAGUCUAGAUUGUUUUGGUGUGAGUUGCAGAGUGUUGGAGAUAUCGGCCGUAGAGAUGUUUGGCCUCUCUUGACUAUAAUGGAACUAGAUGGCACUUGACUUGUGGUGCUCAAAGCGCCAAAUUAUAUUAAAAAAACUCAAUAGCAAUGUCUCCUAGAAAUCUGACCUGGUUACUCAAGCUAAUCCUCAGAACUUGUUGUGAGCAGUUUGAUAUAGGAACUGUUUCUUUCUACCAAACUACACUUGCUAAACGUAUCACUGCGCAGAUGGAAGUGUGCAUCCACUCACGUAUGAGAGGCUUGUACUCGUGACAGCACGAGAUGUAAACAUUAAUGGCGUCCUUCUCGGCUGAGCUGUAACAUUAGAUAGCUCAGUGGUGCUAGGUGAGCUAGUUGUAGAUGCACUCUUCCUUCUGUGCU
Messenger RNA from Epinephelus lanceolatus (giant grouper), 1994 nucleotides. RefSeq names its product yrdC N(6)-threonylcarbamoyltransferase domain containing (gene yrdc). Gene Ontology annotation, cellular component: cytoplasm. NCBI's taxonomy places the organism in Eukaryota, Metazoa, Chordata, Actinopteri, Perciformes, Serranidae. Gene Ontology annotation, molecular function: tRNA binding; nucleotidyltransferase activity; double-stranded RNA binding. The record is from RefSeq and is a predicted model, not a curated record. Gene Ontology annotation, biological process: regulation of translational fidelity.